Molecule: messenger RNA, 3775 nt
Organism: Tachysurus fulvidraco (yellow catfish)
Lineage: Eukaryota; Metazoa; Chordata; Actinopteri; Siluriformes; Bagridae
Gene: papolg
Product: poly(A) polymerase gamma
Exons: 23
Coding region: 233-2452 (739 amino acids)
Cellular component (GO): nucleus
Molecular function (GO): poly(A) RNA polymerase activity; RNA binding
Source: RefSeq, a predicted model, not a curated record
GUCGGGAUGCCGUUGGCCGGUGGGCGCCAUAUUGGAGUACAACUAUUGUUAUAAAAAGAGACGGGGCUGCUGUUAGCUGAGUUUAUGUUUUCUUCAAGUGUGGUUUAAAAAUAUAUGGUAUUUUCUACGAAGGGUCAUGAGAGAAAUGUCAGCAGGUAGUGCUGCUAAUGUAAAGUCUGAGGUGAAGAUGAUGGGUUGAGCUGUGACACAACUUUUAUAUUCGGGAAAUAACAUGCUUUUUGGGCAGCAGCCUCAGAAACACUAUGGCAUCACAUCCUCAAUCAGCCUGGCCUUUCCCCGGGAUAUUGACCACCUGUACACUCAGAAACUCAUAGAGGCCAUGAAACCUUUUGGAGUGUUUGAGGAUGAAGAUGAACUUAAUCACAGGCUUGCAGUUCUUGGUAAACUGAAUUCAUUUGUUAAGGAGUGGAUUGCAGAGAUCAGUGAAUCAAAGAAUCUUCCACCUUCAGCUGUAGCAAAUGUUGGGGGUAAAAUCUUUACCUUUGGGUCAUAUAGACUGGGAGUGCACACAAAAGGUGCUGAUAUAGAUGCCCUAUGUGUGGCACCUCGUCAUGUUGAAAGGAGUGAUUUUUUCACAUCUUUUUUUGAAAAACUCAAACAGCAUGAUGAGAUUAAGGACCUGCGGGCUGUAGAGGAUGCAUUUGUGCCAGUGAUCAAAUUCAAGUUUGAUGGAAUCGAGAUUGAUCUUCUUUUUGCAAGACUUGCGCUGCAAUCAAUCCCAGAUAACCUGGACCUUCGAGGAGAUUCUUUGCUCAGAAACCUGGAUAUUAGAUGUAUUCGCAGUUUAAAUGGUUGUCGUGUUACUGAUGAAAUCCUUUACUUGGUGCCCAACAAAGAGAACUUCAGACUUACUCUACGGGCCAUCAAACUGUGGGCUAAGCGUCGUGGAAUUUACUCCAACAUGCUUGGCUUCCUGGGUGGUGUGUCCUGGGCAAUGCUGGUUGCCAGAACCUGUCAGCUUUACCCAAAUGCCGUGGCUGCCACACUUGUGCACAAAUUCUUUCUCGUCUUCUCCAAAUGGGAAUGGCCAAAUCCUGUCCUUUUAAAGCAACCUGAAGACAGUAACUUGAAUCUGCCGGUCUGGGACCCGCGGGUAAACCCAUCAGACAGGUACCAUUUGAUGCCGAUUAUCACACCUGCAUAUCCCCAGCAGAAUUCUACCUACAACGUGUCCACCUCCACCCGCACCAUCAUGAGCGAAGAGUUCAAAUACGGCCUUGCUGUUACCGAUGAAAUUCUUCUGGGUAAGGCCGAAUGGUCCAAGUUGUUCGAGCCACCAAACUUUUUUCAAAAGUACAAACAUUAUAUCGUGCUUACUGCCAGUGCAUCCACUGAGGACAACCACCUAGAAUGGGUUGGGCUGGUUGAGUCAAAGAUUAGAGUUCUGGUUGGCAAUUUGGAGCGAAAUGAAUACAUCACUCUUGCUCAUGUGAAUCCUCAGUCUUUUCCCUGGUCAAAGGAGAGCCGUAACGACAAUGACUUCGUUUCAAUGUGGUUCAUUGGAAUCAUUUUCAAAAAGUUGGAGAAUGCUGACUGUGUGAACAUUGAUCUAACUUAUGACAUCCAGUCCUUUACAGACACUGUCUACAGGCAAGCCAGUAAUAUCAACAUGCUGAAGGAAGGGAUGACCAUCGAAGCCACACACGUGAGGAAGAAGCAGCUGCAUCAGUACUUACCUGCUGAGCUUGUACACCGAGGGAAGAAGAAGAGCUUGGGAGAUCUAAAUCGCAGUUCAAAUGGUGGUGGUUCCAAACGUUGUUCACUGGAUGGAAGUCAGCUGGAUAGUUCCAGAGACACUGAUACAGGCACCCCUUUCAGUUCUCCUACCCCAGUCAUCAAAAGCUGCAAGUCUGCUUCAACACCUGAUGACAGCAUUACCUCACCCAAGCCUUCAGUUCCCAUGUUUGUGGACAGCUCUCCAUCCUCAGAGUCAUCUCCUCCAAAGAUAGGGCCAGGAAUGUCGAUUCCAGUAAUUGGCGCUAAUACAUCAGUUCCCCAUGUGGCCAAGCUUACUACACCCGUUGCAGGUAGCACCAUUCCCACAGUGGUGGGCCGAAACGUCCUUCCACGUAUGAGCCCACCAAACACCAGCUCAUCUGACCAAAUCAACGGCCUCAAUGGAGCUGCCCCUAAGAGGCCCCACUCUCCUUCAACGGAAGAGCCACACAAGAAACUGAAAGAUACAGAGCAGGUGUUCUCUGAUGACUAUACUUUUAAAGAACCAUACCCACCAUCCUCAAACGGUGAGGAAUCAGGCGACGGCUCAACAGGGGAGGGUAUUGCAAUUACAAAGCCUAUGCCCAUUCCCACUAUUGAUACAUCAAGGACACAGAGACUUCCCAGUAAAGAACUGCCAGAUGCUUCCUCUCCAGUACCUACAAGCAACCUGCGUGUCAUUAAAAACUCAAUCAGACUCACUCUUAACCGAUAGCAGUGAGCUCUCCAAGGUCAUGGUAAAUGUGGUAGCCAUUCCAGGAUUUUGGGUUUUUUUUCCUUUUCGACUUAAUUUACCAUCAUUCGAACUCUGCUUGGAGGCUACUUGAGAGAGCCACACAACUGUGGACAGCAUCAAUGCUUUUAAUUUCAGGCUGCCACAGGUGCUCAUCUGAUCUUCCUUGAGACAUUGUAAAACAGUAUCAGUAAAACGUAUUAGACCAUGUUCUUUUAUAUAUAUAUAUAUAUACUGCCUCAAUGUGUCAAAAAGACUUGCUAAGUGGACACCUAUCUGAGCGUGUUUUCAAAUGUAACUUGUACAGUAGAUGUAGUUUGUAUAUAAUGUCUUUAAAGUCAUUGUUAAUCUUUCUAUACCAUUAUAUUGUAGUUUUUACUAACAAAAAAAACUAAAAAAAAAUGUGUUUUGUGUAAAGAUGUUUUGGUGGGUUGUUUUUUUUUUUGUUUCUUUUUUGUUUUUUGUUUGUUUUUCCUCCUCCCCCCUUUUCUCUCUUCUCUCUCUCUCUCUCUCUCUCUCUCUCUCUCUCUCUCUCCCCCCCCCAAAAAAAAUUACUGUCAUGAUUUUGAAUUAUGUUUUGACCAGGAUAUUUUUGAAGGCUGACUGAUAUCUGAGUGGGCCGGCCUUGUCCUAAAUGUGACCUAUUUGCUGAUCUCUUCGCCCACCGACCCAGCACAUAUGUAUUUACUGCACCAACAACAUUUGAAGGCUGAGGUUGGAUCUUGUUUGUUAGGCUUGGGUGGACAGAGCUGGUCAUGUUAGGCUUGUGUUUUGAUGAAAUGGGUUAUAUUAUUGCUGUCUGUGUGAGUGAGAGAGAUUUAUUCCCUGACAUUAGGGCUUCACCACUGCGCCUCCCAUGGAGGUUUUGUUGGCAGCAGCAUCUUACUUACAUCUGGAGACACAGAGAAAAUUAUUUCUCAGUGCUUUUUUUUUUUUUUUUUCCCUCCCAAAAAACCACUGCUCUCCCCAUAGAUGUACAGUUUAAAAAAAAAAAAAGUAUUAAAAACAAGGCUUGCUACUCAUUUUGGGGUUUCUUCACCUUUUAUUUAUUUGCUUAUUUGUACCGAAUAAUUUUUAUAUUCAGGCAUUGCAGUUUGAGAUUUCUUCAAACCUUUAUUUCCACAAGCAGGUUUUGGCAUUUGCUGUUAAAAUUUGUUUGGGGGGGGAAAUACAAACUAUAUAUAUAUACACACACUUGUUCUUUUUUUCUUUGGUAAGGCAAAAGUUCUAUUUCAAUACGUAUUUUUGUAUAUAAUGUAUUCUGCCUCAUUGAAACUGAGACCAUAAAAAAAGUUACAAACCCCA